CUCCCGCUCGAGCUCCACCCAGGUCGCAGGCAGCGCGGUCGGCGGCGCCUAUUUCCCGCCAUUGUGCGAAGUGGAGCCUGAGGGUCUGCACGCGCAGCCUGUCGGUCUCCUGCAGCUCCGCGGCUGCCGCCACCACCACAGCCGUGGUUCCCUGAGAUCGGGCGAACAGCUCCGCGAGGCUCGCUCUGCGUGGGAAGGCGCGGGCGAGGAGCUGCCAAGCCCCCGAGGAGGAGCCACGGCGCGGGACGCCGGGCCGCGUUGGCCCCGGCCCGUCGGCGAGAUGCCCUGUGGGGAGGAUUGGCUCAGCCACCCGCUGGGAAUCGUGCAGGGCUUCUUCGCCCAAAAUGGAGUUAAUCCUGACUGGGAGAAGAAAGUAAUUGAAUAUUUUAAGGAAAAGCUGAAGGAAAAUAAUGCUCCUAAAUGGGUACCAUCAUUGAAUGAGGUUCCCCUUCAUUAUUUGAAACCUAACAGUUUUGUGAAGUUUCGCUGCAUGAUUCAGGAUAUGUUUGACCCUGAGUUUUACAUGGCAGUUUAUGAAACGGUUAACCGAAACACAAAAGCACGUGUUCUUCAUUUUGGAAAAUAUAGAGAUGUAGCAGAGUGUGGGCCUCAACAAGAAGUUGAUUUAAACUCUCCACGAACUACCACUUUGGAAAGACAGACUUUCUAUUGUGUUCCAGUGCCUGGGGAAUCUACGUGGGUAAAAGAAGCCUAUAUUAAUGCAAAUCAAGCUCGAGUCAGUCCUUCAACAUCCUACACUCCCAGUCGUCACAAGAGGAGUUAUGAAGAUGAUGAAGACAUGGACCUACAGCCCAAUAAACAGAAAGACCAACAUGCAGGUUCCAGACACACAGGGAGUGUUGGUGGUCUUCAGUGGUGUGGAGAGCCAAAACGUUUUGAAACUGAAGCGUCUACUGGGCAACAGCUGAACUCCCUGAACCUCUCUUCUCCUUUUGACCUGAAUUUUCCACUGCCAGGAGAGAAGGGCCCUGCAUGCCUUGUGAAGGUCUAUGAAGACUGGGAUUGUUUCAAAGUAAAUGAUGUUCUUGAGUUAUAUGGCAUACUGUCUGUGGAUCCUGUGCUGAGUAUACUGAAUAAUGAUGAAAGGGACUCCUCCUCCCUCCUGGAUCCGAUGGAAUGCACAGACACUGCCGAGGAACAGCGAGUGCACAGCCCUCCUGCCUCCUUAGUGCCAAGGAUUCAUGUGGUUUUAGCCCAGAAGCUACAGCACAUCAAUCCGUUAUUGCCGGCUUGCCUUAACAAAGAGGAGAGCAAAACCUGUAAGUUUGUUUCAAGUUUCAUGUCCGAAUUGUCUCCAGUCAGAGCAGAACUACUUGGGUUCCUCACUCAUGCCCUUUUGGGAGAUAGUUUGGCUGCUGAAUACCUUAUAUUACAUCUCAUCUCCACAGUCUAUACAAGAAGAGACGUUCUUCCACUAGGAAAAUUUACGGUUAACUUGAGUGGUUGCCCGCGGAAUAGUACCUUCACGGAACACUUGUAUCGAAUUAUUCAACAUCUUGUUCCAGCAUCUUUCCGUCUACAGAUGACUAUAGAGAACAUGAACCAUUUGAAAUUCAUUCCCCACAAAGACUAUACAGCCAAUCGCCUGGUCAGUGGGCUCCUCCAGCUGCCCAGCAACACUUCUCUUGUAAUCGAUGAGACUCUGCUGGAACAAGGGCAGCUUGACGCCCCAGGCGUUCAUAAUGUGACUGCCCUGAGCAACCUAAUAACUUGGCAGAAGGUGGAUUAUGACUUCAGUUACCACCAGAUGGAAUUCCCCUGCAAUAUUAAUGUUUUUAUUACUUCAGAGGGGAGAUCACUCCUACCGGCAGACUGCCAGAUCCACUUACAGCCACAGCUGAUUCCACCAAACAUGGAAGAGUACAUGAACAGCCUUCUCUCGGCGGUGCUGCCUUCCGUGCUGAAUAAAUUCCGCAUUUAUCUGACCCUCUUGAGGUUCCUGGAUUAUAGCAUAUCUGAUGAAAUAACCAAGGCAGUUGAAGAUGACUUUGUGGAAAUGCGCAAGAACGAUCCUCAGAGCAUCACUGCUGAUGACCUCCACCAGUUGCUCAUUGUAGCUCGGUUUCUGUCUCUCAGUGCUGGUCAGACAACGCUGUCAAGAGAACGAUGGCUAAGAGCAAAGCAGCUCGAGUCUUUGAGAAGAACCAGGCUCCAACAGCAGAAAUGUGUGAAUGGAAAUGAACUUUAAAGAUCUGAUACAUGUGAAAGAGUAAUGGGCAAAUUGUAGCCACACUAUUGUAAAAUUCAAAUAUCAUUUAUACCACAUUGUUUUGUAGAUAAUUUGUAUCAAAAACCAAUGACUUUUCCUGAAAUCAAGCCUGGUAACAUCUGAAGUUUAUAUAAUAUUCAGUAAGGGCUUUUACCUUACUGAUUUUAUGGAGCUUUUGAAGUUUGUUUUAUAAUUAUAUAAAUUAGUAACAAUGUACAAAAAUGUAUUUGAUAUUAAAAGUUUAAUAUUGAUAAUGUUGAUUAUACCAUUUCCUUAGCUUCAGCUAAGUUAUAGGCCAGACUGUUGAAAUGCUAACAUCAACUUCAUUUGAAGAAAAUUGUUGCAAUUCCAAAGUCAGGAAUUGUUCACUUAAGAUUUUUAUGUCUUUACAAUUAACAGUGGGUCUAAAUGUGUUUAGUGGUCCAAGUUUGGGGAAUGGGGCAUACUUGCUAUUAAGUCAGUACAUGACCAUGUGAAAUUUUCUGUAGUAUCAUUUCCCAAACAUUUGACCACAGCAGCUUGUUUCCAUUUAACAGUUGUUAACCUGCAAAACUACUCUUGAAGGUGGCAGUGGUUCCCAGACUUUUGGAGUUUAUAGACCAGUAAUAUUUCCAAAAAUUUUUGGGAUGCACAUGGUUGCCAAUUUAUUUUGCCAAGUUAUCUGAAAGAAAUCACUGUAUUAUCACCACUGUUUUUUUCAUAAGAGGGCAAUCUCAGAACAAGAGAUAGUCCCUUAAAUGGAAUAAAUGUAGCUUUUUGAAAAAAACACUCCAUUGUCCUUAUUUUUCUCAUUUCACCCCAGUACAUUUGGGAACCACUGUUUUAUGGGACUCAAGGAAAUUCUGUCCUAUGAGUUGUUUUGCUCAAAUAUGAAGAAAGCAAAAUAAUUAACCUUUAAAAAAUGGUUUUUCUUUUCCUAGUAAAUGUCAUUUAGUUGCUUUGAUGAUUGUAUUAGAUUUUGAACUUUUUAUAGAUAAGUUUAUCAAUUAGUUCCAGAUGUAUUAGAUCAACUAACAUUAUCUGCUAGUCCAGGAACGCCCUGAUAAAACUAUAGAUAGGUUUUUCCCAGACCACAGUUUGUUUUUCUUUUAGCUGAGCCAUCCUGCCACCUGUUGGCAGCUCAGCUCGGGCCGGGAAUCGAACUGCUGUU
Hipposideros armiger (great roundleaf bat) is the source of this 3380-nucleotide messenger RNA. RefSeq names its product minichromosome maintenance complex binding protein (gene MCMBP). Bases 281 to 2209 code for a protein of 642 amino acids. NCBI's taxonomy places the organism in Eukaryota, Metazoa, Chordata, Mammalia, Chiroptera, Hipposideridae. Gene Ontology annotation, biological process: DNA-templated DNA replication. The transcript is spliced from 16 exons. The record is from RefSeq and is a predicted model, not a curated record. Gene Ontology annotation, molecular function: chromatin binding.